This is a messenger RNA of Cucurbita pepo subsp. pepo (vegetable marrow), 1516 nucleotides long. RefSeq names its product BTB/POZ domain and ankyrin repeat-containing protein NBCL-like. Lineage: Eukaryota; Viridiplantae; Streptophyta; Magnoliopsida; Cucurbitales; Cucurbitaceae. Gene Ontology annotation, cellular component: nucleus. Gene Ontology annotation, molecular function: transcription cis-regulatory region binding; protein binding. The record is from RefSeq and is a predicted model, not a curated record. Gene Ontology annotation, biological process: regulation of DNA-templated transcription; plant organ development; induced systemic resistance, jasmonic acid mediated signaling pathway.
AAUUAAAAAAAAUUGAAAAAUUCCCUCAACCCUAAACUCAAAAACCUCCUCCUUUCUUCUUCUUUGUUCAGCAAUGACCUUUGAAGACUCCCUAAGAUCUCUCUCCCUCGAUUACCUUAACCUUCUCAUCAACGGCCAAGCCUUCAGUGAUGUCACCUUCAGCGUUGAGGGCCGCCUCGUCCACGCCCACCGCUGCAUCCUCGCCGCUCGCAGCCUCUUCUUUAGGAAGUUCUUUUGCAGCUCCGACUCCUCUUGUGGGUCUGUUCUUGAUUCUCGAUUCGGUUCGGUUUUGGGUUCGAAUUCUCGUGGCGGUGGGGCUAAUACGCCUCCACCGCCACAGGGAGUGAUCCCGGUUAAUAGUGUUGGAUAUGAGGUGUUUCUGCUUCUCCUUCAGUUUUUGUAUAGUGGGCAAGUCUCGAUCUUGCCGCAGAAGCAUGAGCCACGGCCGAAUUGCGGCGAGCGAGGGUGUUGGCAUACGCAUUGCUCCUCCGCCGUUGAUCUUGUUCUUGAAACUCUUGCUGCCGCUAGAUCUUUUGGAGUUGAACAGCUCGCUUUGCUUACUCAGAAGCAAUUGGUGAGCAUGGUGGAGAAAGCUUCAAUUGAAGAUGUAAUGAAAGUUUUAAUUGCAUCAAGAAAGCAAGACAUGCACCAUCUAUGGACUACUUGUUCUCAUCUAGUAGCAAAAUCUGGCCUCCCAACCGAAGUUCUAGCGAAACACAUUCCCCUCGACGUCGUCGCCAAAAUCGAGGAGCUUCGCCUCAAAUCCUCCCUCACUCGUCGAUCAUCGAUACCUCAUCACCACCACCACCACCUCGGCGCGGCAGCCGACCUAGAGGAGCAAAAGAUUCAUCGAAUGCAAAGGGCAUUGGACUCCUCCGACGUAGAGCUCGUCAAGCUAAUGGUCAUGGGCGAAGGUUUAAAUCUCGACGAGGCAUUAGCAUUGCACUACGCCGUCGAGAAUUGCAGUAGAGAAGUCGUGAAAGCCUUGCUCGAGCUCGGAGCAGCCGAUGUGAACUACCCGGCCGGGCCAGCCGGGAAAACCCCGUUACACAUUGCGUCCGAGAUGGUGUCCUCCGACAUGGUGGCAGUCCUCCUCGACCACCAUGCCGACCCGACGAUCCGAACCAUCAAUGGGGUGACACCGCUCGACAUUCUCCGAACCCUAACCUCGGAUUUCCUAUUCAAAGGAGCUGUCCCAGGGAUGACACACAUAGAACCAAACAAGCUGAGGCUAUGCUUGGAGUUGGUUCAAUCAGCAGCACUUGUGAUAUCAAGAGAACAAGGGAACAACAACAAUGCAAAUGCUUCAUCUUCAACAACAAUAUAUCCACCAAUGAGCGAAGAUCACAGCAGCAGCAGCAAUGGAAGCAAUGGAAGAUUGGUUUAUUUGAAUCUUGGAGCAAAUUCUGGUUCAGCUCAAAUGGGAGCUGAAGGAACUGAUCCGACACUGUACCACAAUUCCCAUGAUUACUGAACACUUGGCUCAAAUUUUAUUACAAAUCUUUAUUACAUGUCC